AUGGUAAGAUUUACUCCUUUGGUUAUGCUUGUUGACAAAAUUUUCACGCAGAUCAAGGACGAGUAUUAUCUCAAAUGGUUCAGACCAUUGCACUCAUCCCCUAAUGUUCGUGACAAGAACAAGUACUACCGGUUCCACAAAGAUCACGGCCACAACACGGAGGAUUGCAGAGACCUAAAGGAGCAAAUAGAGGAGUUAAUACGAAAAGGGAAGUUACAGAAAUAUGUGAAGAAAGGAGAAUAUAGCAAGUUCAGGGACGACAAUAAAGUCCAGCAUGAAUCCUUCUCCCGGGAUGACGACCGUCCAUCCCAGCCUCCACACAAGGUGAUCGGGGAGAUAAACACGAUUAUAGGAGGACCGUUUUCAGGAGGAUCGUUUAAAUCACUCAAAAAAGCAUACCAGAGACAGGUUAAUAGCGUCCACGUCGUACCUCCGUCCAAGCACCGACGAACAUACCAAGACAUGUCCUUCAGUGAAAGAAACGCCAUGGGAGUGAAGCAGCCACACAACGAUCCCUUGGUCAUAAUGCUGAAUAUAGAAGGGUUCAAUACCAAAAAGAUCCUCGUCGAUAAUGGAAGCUCCGCAGACAUCAUCUACCUCCCAGCCUUCCAGCAGCUGAGACUAGAUCCGAAAAGACUGCGCCAUUUUGACUCUCCACUCGUCAGCUUCAGCGGAGACAGGGUCUACCCAGGGGCACAGAGACCCACACUCAACAAGUGGAAGGCGGCGACGUCAACCUACUAUUUGAAGGUGAAAUUCCCAACAGAUGAUGGCGUCGGUGAAGUGAAAGGAGAUCAAGUCCUGGCAAGAGAAUGCUAUCAAGCCAUCCUGGCUGGGAAGGAGAACUAUACAUGGAUGAUUGACGAAAAGGAAGAAGACAGGAUAGAAGCCUUGGAGACAGUGGAAUUGGUAGAAGGAGAAGCGAACAAGACGACCAAGAUAGGAACGACGUUGAGCCCCGAGAUGAGAACAAGACUCAUAAGGUUUCUUAAAGAGAAUCUAGAUGUCUUCGCAUGA
Quercus robur (English oak) is the source of this 1017-nucleotide messenger RNA. RefSeq lists its product as uncharacterized. The transcript is spliced from 2 exons. NCBI's taxonomy places the organism in Eukaryota, Viridiplantae, Streptophyta, Magnoliopsida, Fagales, Fagaceae. The coding region runs from base 1 to 1017 and encodes 338 amino acids. The record is from RefSeq and is a predicted model, not a curated record.